Molecule: messenger RNA, 3613 nt
Organism: Vollenhovia emeryi
Lineage: Eukaryota; Metazoa; Arthropoda; Insecta; Hymenoptera; Formicidae
Gene: hzg
Product: carboxy-terminal domain RNA polymerase II polypeptide A small phosphatase 1
Exons: 4
Coding region: 93-977 (294 amino acids)
Molecular function (GO): RNA polymerase II CTD heptapeptide repeat phosphatase activity
Source: RefSeq, a predicted model, not a curated record
CAGCUCGCUCGUCCGUCCGUCGGCUGGCGCGCGCGCGCGCGCGUUAACGGAAUUCGCGAUCGAGCACGCAGGGACCACUGACUAAUGUUUAAAUGGACGCAUCGUCCAUUAUCACCCAAGUGUCGCGGGAUGACGAGUUAGGCGCGUUUAACAGCGAGAAAGCCCAGUUACCUCGAGAGAAUGAAGCGGCCAACAGUAGCCCGAGCGGCAAGAAGCCGAGGGGACGCGGGCUCCUGCGCUCCCUGCUCUGCUGCUUUGGACGCGGCCGCGGCGGCAGUUCCAAGAGCUCCAAGGCGAGUUCUCUGCAGGGCGACGGCCGUGGCUCGCCACCACCCGGCACCGGGUCCCCGAGGUUCCUCCUACCGCCGGUCAGGCACCAAGACAUGCACAAGAAGUGCAUGGUAAUCGACUUGGACGAGACUCUGGUGCAUAGUUCUUUCAAACCGAUCAACAAUGCGGACUUUGUUGUUCCCGUAGAGAUUGAUGGAACGGUACAUCAAGUGUACGUCUUAAAGAGGCCUUAUGUGGACGAGUUUUUGCAGAGAAUGGGUGAAUUAUAUGAAUGUGUACUGUUCACUGCAAGCUUGGCCAAGUAUGCAGACCCAGUGGCAGAUUUAUUAGAUCGAUGGGGUGUAUUCAGAGCAAGGCUGUUCAGAGAAUCCUGUGUGUUCCACAGAGGAAAUUAUGUUAAGGACUUGAACAAAUUAGGUCGGGAUUUGCAGCAGAUCAUUAUUGUAGAUAAUAGUCCUGCCAGUUACAUUUUCCAUCCAGAUAAUGCGGUCCCAGUGGCAUCUUGGUUCGAUGACAUGACGGACUCCGAACUACUGGAUCUAAUCCCCUUCUUCGAGAAGCUCAGCAAUGUAGAGAACAUCUACACGGUGCUGUGCAAUAGCAAUCAUCCUUACAAUCAGAUACCUGCGCACGCGGUGCAGAGCAAUCAGAGCCUGCCAACUUCAAUUUCAAUGGCUGCUUCCUAGCCCCACCUGAAUCCUGGCAACACAGCCAGUCUUGUCGCUCAAUGCACCUUCCGGAGGAUUCUGAGGGGACUGCUCCACGUGACCCACUCGCUAUGUGGCGAAGGACCUCGAAGUGCACCCCCACGUUGAUCUUUGGAAAAACCGCUCCGAUCAGCGGAGCCAAAUGUCUUAUAUCUUGAAUGCGCGUCACUCAAGUCGGCACACAGUCGUAGCUGCUGAUACCCUUCCUCCUGGCGAGCAACGCAACGAAGACUGAGUCAUCUUCGAAGCGCGAGUGUUCUUCCAUUUUGCACCAAACGUAAAAAAAAAAAUGACAAACUAUAUAUCGACCCUGUCCGCACGGGCAGAUUGAAGAUACAAUUGUACUCUACAUGAGAACCUAGUGAAGGAUUGAACCAGGAAUCUCCGUCAAGCAGAAACUGCUUAUAGAAAAGUUGACCGAUCGCGAGAAAACGAGGGCGGUGAUUAGAAUGAUUGCCGAUGGUGAUUGUAUACUGGAAAAAAUGUUAAGUUAUAGGAACGAGAGAAAGUAUGAAGAGCAAGGGGAAAAGAAGAGAGACCGCUUCGAGUCGUUUGAUGGGCCAUGCUGUUGUUGCCGUGUAGCUUUUCUAUUUGAACCAAGACACUGCAAACUUUGUUCACUUAGAUUCGAUUACAGUGGAGACAUGAAUGCUCCUGACCCAACUUACAGAACACGUCGAAAAAAAGGAAGGUAACAGUAGCAGGUAGAAUUUAACAUAUGUGUAUAUUUUACUUGUUAUAAAAUUUCAGAUGGAAAAAUUUUAUUUUCAUCGUUAUUUUAAUUACUUAAAAUAACAUUGUAAAAAAAUAUUCCAAAUAUUUUAGAAUUUAGUAUCGAAUUAUUGUAGCUCUUAAAAUGCGUGGAUACAAAAAUCAAGAAAAGUAUCUAAGAGAAUUACAGAUAAUUACGCACGUUUAAAAAAACUUUAUUCGGAAAGAUAAAGUAUUAAGUGUAAUCGAGAAUUUUUUAAUUUUGUAAAAAUACCACAGACAAAAACCACUACAGAGAACUGGAAAUUUAUUCUUAAAAUAGUGUCAUUAGCUUGUUGAGUUGCUCGAGAAGGUUGGACAAAUUAAACAUGCAAAGUUGAUCUCACUAAAGCCCAAGAAACUUUUAAGAAUAUUUCAAGGAUAUAAUGCAAUAUUAAGAAGCUCAAGUUUAUAAGAACAUAUUGUCGACAGUAGAAUACUACUCGCUGUACACUGCCGAGGAGUAGAGAUAACAUUUUUCCGCGUAUUUUAGUAGAUAAAGUUUCAUCUCUACAUUUUUAAAGAGCGUCGUGAAUCGCUGGAAUCAUAAACAUAUAUGAUAAAAGAUCGAUAUCUUAACAAGAUUAUUGUAAAAUCUACUCAUCCAUGAGAUUAUAGCUAUUGAAUUGUUGUUAUUAAAUAUGUAACUAACACAUCCGCGAAGCAUCCACCGACGUCAUGGUUUUCGAAAAAUUUUCGUGAAAAUUAAGCAUUUCAUGAGUGUUGCAUUUGAGUAUUGCGUUAGGCAUUUCCUGCUACUGGUACACACCUUUUAUAGAACGCUCUGUAUGUGGCAUUUAAGACGGUGACAUUGAAAUUUUACAGGGUACGUACUACUAUUUUUUACCAUCUCUGAUAUUUAUGAACAUUUCCAUUUUUACUUUUACCAGUUCAUUGUUAAGUAAAUAAUGUAAUGUAAAUGUACUUCUGUCCAAUAUAUUUAUUGGAAUAAUAUAUUUUAAUUAGACUCAUAUCUCUGAAGAUGUUAAUUUUGGCUUUUAUCAAGCGGUAAAGUUCUUUUAUGAUGUUCGCUAAAAGGUUUCAGAGAAUGUAAAGUAAUAAUUAAAUAAUAUGGGGUUUUUUUAGAAUUAAUUAAAUUAACUUUACUGAGAAAUAUUAAUUAAUUGGUUUGCAGAAAUCUUAAAGAGGUCACAUCAAUAAUAAAUUAAACGAGCUGUUUUGCUGAGAGAAACGAAGAGGAGAGUAAAUUAAGUAACCGAGAAUAAUCAUGAAUUACAUUACAUAUUGUUGCCAAUAUUGAUAAACUGAAAGCUGGGCCAAUGCAUAUCAUUCUUUCCCUCCAAGCUAUGAAGUUACGUCAUAUUUCACCGUUCGUUUUUUUGGAGCAAAAAGAUGACAAUUUAUUUAGACAUCUGGAAUCUAAUGAUUUUCGCAGGAACUGCAAAACUCAGGCAUUUUUCUUAUUCGUUGAAAUCGAAUGUACAUAUAAUCAAUUAAAUAUAUAUGUGUAUAUUACAGGGUGAUUCGGCGAUCCAGCGGCAUAUAUACAUAUAUAUCAGUUCACAUAUUUAUUUUACAUAUAUUCAAUAUAUUUUCAAUAUAUAUGUUAUUAUUUAAUACGCGUGCAUGCACACGUAUGCACACACGUAUACGUUAAAUAUGUACAUACAUACACAAAAAUUAAUAUUUGUUACUUAAAUAAUUUCGCAAUUAUUUUAUCAUGAACUUUUGCUGAUGUGUGGCUCUUAUCACAUCUUACUACUAACAACUGCCAAUUUGAAUUAUCAGAUACACAUGACUGCCAAUCGCGCGAGAAACUAUAUCAGGGAAGGUAAAAGGAACUGGAAAGAAAGAAAUUCACGUCAUAAAAUUGAAUUCUAAUCUUACAGUAAUCUCUGCGAAAA